Molecule: messenger RNA, 3959 nt
Organism: Oncorhynchus nerka (sockeye salmon)
Lineage: Eukaryota; Metazoa; Chordata; Actinopteri; Salmoniformes; Salmonidae
Product: dymeclin-like
Exons: 18
Coding region: 267-2324 (685 amino acids)
Biological process (GO): Golgi organization
Cellular component (GO): Golgi apparatus
Source: RefSeq, a predicted model, not a curated record
GACGCCACAUGCACGCAAGUCUGUGGCGACGUGAAAAUAUGAUGGAAUAGGACGAGUCAAAUCAAGAGUUCUCAAAUGAGCAAACGGUUGUUUAUCAUUGACAUCUACAUCAUUAGCUACUGUUCAGUAAGCAGAAGACUUCAGAAGAACCUGGGAGACGUAAGCUAGCUAGGUGCCACGAGAGUAGUGAAUUUGACAGUACCUGAUGUGGUAGUGGGAGAUGAGACAGUGAGAGUGAGCCUCUCCCUAGAUCCACAUCCCAUGAGAUGGGAGCCAACACAAGCCAGGUCAGUGACCUGUCAGAGAACCAGAGCCUCCGGACCCUGAUCGGCACAGAGUCCAUCUCAGAUAAUGACCCCUUCUGGAACCAGCUAAUCUCCUUCACAUUCAUCAGCCCCACUAGCAGUUGUAACUCCAAGCUGUUGGAAGAGGCUGUUAUUCCCCUGGCCAAGAUCCUGAUUGAGAACAAUCCCAGAACAGGGAAUUUUGGAGCCCUAGUGAGAAUAUUCCUAGGAAGAACCAAAGAGUUGAAAAUAUCCACAGAAUGCCAAGAUCAGCUGUUCAUCUGGCAGGCCCACAAUACUUUGUUCAUGAUUCGCUGCCUUCUCAAAGUCUUCAUCAGGGAGAUGACAGAGGAGGAGCUGCACUUACAGUUCUCCUACCAGGAGAGGGUGCCAGGCUCCUGUGACACAGGGAGCAAGGUACUGCUGGAAGAGCUGAUGUGUAACCUCGUAUACCUGGUGGUGGAGGUUCCCCUGCUGGACAUCACGUACAGUAUCCUGUUUGAGGCUGUGACCACCAUGCUGGUGCUGCUGUCCUACCAACUCUUUCACAAGGAGAUCCUGAGAGACGGACUCAUCUACCAGUACCUGAUGAAGGGGCGAUGUUUGUCCCUGACCAGUCAGUUGGUGAAGACUCUGCUGUAUAACUUCAUCAGACAGGAGAAGUGUCCGCCUCCUGCCACACACAUCUUUGAACAGCAGUCUGACAGAGGAGGCCUGCUCUACGGACUUGCCUCGGGAGUAGCAAAUGGGAUGGGGCCUGGAUGGAUGGACAGACAGACUUGCUGGUUUGUUUCCCCUCUUCAAGGUGGGUUGUGGAGUGUGUUCGCGCUGGGUGGAGCCGGCAGUAAGCCAGGAUUGGAACAGGAACAGAACCCUCUGCCACUGUCCAAUCAGAGCCUGUUAUUGCUUCUGGUGCUAGCCAAUCUGACAGAUGGACCCAACAACUGUCCCAACCCCUACAGACAGGCUGUCACAUGCUUCAAAAACACACAAGACAUGUCAUCCAUCCCUACAGAGCAGCACCAUAUGUUCCAGAUUAACUUCAACAGACUUUACACAGCUCUGUGUGAGCAGCAGAGAUCCGACCAGGCUACACUGAUACUCUACACACUACUACAUCAGAACACCAACAUGAGGACAUACAUGCUGUCACGCACAGACAUGGAGAACCUGGUGAUGCCCAUCCUCAAGAUCCUGUAUCAUGUGGAAGACAGGAACUCUCAUCACGUCUACAUGGCCCUCAUCAUCCUCCUCAUCCUCACUGAGGAAGAUACCUUCAAUAGGUCCAUACAUGAGGUGGUAUUAAAAAACAUAACUUGGUAUUCAGAGCGUUCAUUAACAGAAAUGUCCCUGGGUAGUCUACUCAUCCUAGUGGUCAUACGCACCAUCCAGUUCAAUAUGACACGGACCAGGGAUAAGUACCUGCACACCAACUGCCUGGCUGCCCUGGCCAAUAUGUCUGCCCAGUUCCGCUGCCUACACCAGUAUGCAGCCCAGCGCAUCAUCAGCCUGUUUGCACUGCUGUCCAAGAAGCACAACAAGAUUUUGGAGCACGCUACCCAGUCUCUACGGGGCCUGCGGCGGGCAGACUACGCCCAGGACCUGAAUGUGAUUGAGGAGGUGAUCAGGAUGAUGCUGGAGAUCAUCAACUCGUGUCUGUCGAACUCUCUACACCACAACCCCAACCUGGUCUACGCCCUGCUCUACAAGAGAGAGCUCUUUGAACAGUUCAGAACACACCCAUCCUUCCAGGACAUCAUGCAGAACCUCGACACAGUGAUAGGUUUCUUCAGCCAGCGUCUUGAGGCAGCAGGGACAGACUUGUCAGUAGAGAGGGUACAGGAGGUCAUCAUGAAGGGAGCACAGGCCCUGCCCAAAGACCGCCUCAAGAAGUUCCCGGAGCUGAAGUUUAGGUACGUGGAGGAGGACCAGCCUGAAGACUUCUUCAUCCCUUACGUGUGGUCCCUGGUUUUCAACUCUGGAGUAGGCCUUAACUGGAGCCCUACAGGCAUAGAACUCUUCAGCAUGGACUCUGGCUGAUUGUGAGAGUUCACGUCUGUCUAGCUAUGGGCCAAUCCAAACUUCCACCUUAGUCAAAUGUUCACUUAGUCAUGCAUCGAUGUAAAUGGGAGAUGUUACCUUAGUGGAAGUUAGGAUUCGCCCGUGUGUGUGUGUGUGCGCGCGCACUGCUUUGGAAGUGCCUCUACAGACAGAUCCCUGGGUUACUAUGGGAUGUUAGACAGGAGGACAUUGAAUAUACUGGUCUUCCUUUCUGCUCCUAUUCGUUCAUAUCAGACAAACUUUUCCUCUGUGCUUCCACGUAGCCUGGUUAGUCCAGACUGAACACUGAACUCACCAUUGUGAGUCAUAAUUCAGUCUGGUACAACCAGGCUAGCUUCCACAUGGUUCAGCUCCACAACCAGACCUCAACAGCAGCACUGAAUACUAAGGAUGGUACUCUUAACAGAGACUGUUUGUUUUCUCCAUUAUUGGGAGUUUGGUGCAUUUUCUGUCCUCAGUCUUUCUCAGGUUUUCUCUGGUUUUGCCUCACUUCAAAUUCACCCUUGGUUCUUUUGGGUUUGCUUAAAUCUUUCUCUUGUUUAUGAAGUAAAGUAGUUAUGGUUCAAAGAAAUUUAAAAAAUCAGAGUAUUCAUAGUAUUCAACUGUCAGAGUAUUCAGAGCAGGUCACCUGGGAUCCUAGGUUGAGGACUGGACAGUUGAUAACAGUUAACUAUUGGUGAUGACCUAGAGGUGUCAAUACGAUACUUGUCGCUGUAGCCUAGUCCCAGAACUUGUCACAUACAGAAUCUGGGACCAGGCUUUUGUGACUGUCUUAAGUCAUGUCUUUACCACAGUAAUUAUUUAUUAUCAGUAGUUUAGCAAAACAGGGGGUCCUUAAUUUCAAUGUUAUUUUGUGCACAAUCAUGUUUGUUUGUUUAUUUGCUUGUUUAAUAGGAUUUGUUUUUUAAAUUAUUGUAUUUAUGUAUUAAUUUUGAUAUUUUCCCCCACCAAAACAUAAACGACAAUCAACAGCAACAACAGUAGCAAAAUGAGAUCCUUAAUAUCCUUGUAAAGGAACAUCAGCAAAUAAUUUUAUUCCUGGUAGUUACGUAUUUGUCUUAAUGUCAAUAUAGAACAACAACAACUGACAAAGUUGAAUUUAGGAAGCAUAAUUAUUAAAAAUAUAAAAAUAACUAUAUACUGUAUAGGCUGUCACAUGUUUAUUUAGCCUUGUAAAUGUUCCAGGAUGCGUCGAAAUUGGUACCCUAUUCCCUAUAUAGUGCACUACUAUAGUGCACUACUUCUUCCUGAAGUGUGCACUUGUCCACUACUUCCCACACAUGUAAAUCCAUUGAAGGGAGGUGAACAAGUGCUCACUUUGGGGAAAAAGGAGAGAUUAUUCGGAUGUACCCAAAGAUGUAUUCUCUCCUUCCAUUCAGUAACGAGAGUAUUCUCUAUAGUGAGUGCGUGAAGUUUGAGAACCACCUCUUUUUUUCUACUUUUUCAAAUCAUUUAUUUGUUGUACUUAUACGCCUUUUUCUCUUCAAUUUCGUGAUAUCCAAUUGGUAGGCCCUUGAGAAGCACUCUUGAAAGCAUUUUAUUUAAUUGGGGUUGUUAUGACCGCUGUUUUCCUCUGAAAAAUAAGAAGAAUGUAUUAAAACCAGAAUCUUGCUG